Leptinotarsa decemlineata (Colorado potato beetle) is the source of this 1595-nucleotide messenger RNA. RefSeq names its product sialin. The record is from RefSeq and is a predicted model, not a curated record. Gene Ontology annotation, cellular component: membrane. Gene Ontology annotation, biological process: transmembrane transport; monoatomic anion transport. Gene Ontology annotation, molecular function: transmembrane transporter activity. Lineage: Eukaryota; Metazoa; Arthropoda; Insecta; Coleoptera; Chrysomelidae.
GCAAAAAAUUCAACAUUCCCGUCCGAUUUUGGAUAGGAAUUAUGGUCUUUCUGACGACUUACAUCAACUACACUACCAGAGUUAACAUGUCUAUCAGUAUUAUAUCAAUGACGAAAGGAAAAAGUAAAACGACUCCGGAAUGUCUUCUCAAAGACAUGGAAACAACAAAUAAUUCAUCGACAACCCAAAUACCAAAACAUUUACCCGAUUAUGGACCACGAUACGAGUGGGAUGAAAAUACCCAAGCGCUAGUAUUGGCGAGCUACUUCUACGGUUACGUCAUCGGUUCCUUACCUGCUGGAUUCGUUUCAGAAACAUGGGGUCCAUUUAAAGUGAUAUUCUGGACGCACGUUCUCUCAGCCAUCAUGAAUUCCCUGUCCGUGUUUGGAACCUGGAUACAUUACUCCGUACUCGUGAUUACAAGAAUUGUAUUAGGAUUAGCUGCUGGCCUUGUGUACCCCGCGCUUCAAGUCCUGAUAGCAAAAUGGGCUCCUCCAGCAGAAAAAGGAAAAUUCGUCGCCGGUUUGAUGGGAAACACGCUGGCCACAUGCAUCACGUGGCCGCUGGUUGGCGCCAUAACCUCUUCGGCUGGCUGGGAUUGGGGAUUUCACGUCGUGUCUAUUCAAAUUGCGGUAUUUUGCGUCAUAUUCUUCUUCGUCGCUGCGGAUAGUCCAGACACUCAUUCGUUUAUCAGCGAAGAAGAAAAAAGCUUCAUCAAGGAAGCCCAAGGAGCAUCAGUUUCUAGUAAGAAGGCGGUGCCUCCAUAUUGGUCAAUAUUGAAAUCAUUCCCGUUCUGGAUGCUGACCAUUCUCCAUUUUGGAAACUUGUACGGCCUUUACCUUCAACUCACCACAGUUCCCAAAUUCAUGGCCGAAGUAGUUGGAUUCAAUUUGAAGGAAGCCGGUGGACUUUCAGCUCUGCCACACUUGUUGAGGCUAUUUUUGGGCACAGCAUUCGGUUCUCUCGGAGAUUUUCUUAAACGCCGUAAAAUCUUAUCCAACAAGGCUAUCAGAAAAUCAUUUGUUCUGUGUUCGCACAUCAUACCAGGUAUACUGCUGAUAGGCAUAUCUUUCGUUGGUUGCAAUUGGCCGCCAAUUGUGGCCUUGUUGACUUUCAGCAUGGCGAUCAAUGGGGCAGCAGUAUUGACCAAUUUGCAGAAUCCGCAAGAUCUCGCGCCAAACUUUGCUGGAUCUAUAUUUGGUAUAAUCAGUUUCAUUGGGGGAACUACAGGAUUCAUUGUGCCAGCCAUAACUGGAGGUCUUAUUCAACAUCACAGUGGAACAAAAGAAUGGGGUUACAACUUCAUAAUAGGAGGAUGCGUCUACAUGGCGUCUGGAAUCUUGUUCAUGGUGUUUGGAUCUGUAGAAGAACAAAGCUGGAAUAGGAAAGCUGAUACUGCUCAAUCAGAACCUGAGGAGCAAGCUAGUUAAAAACAGAAACUCAUAUUACGAAUUCGGAGGCAUUUACUACUGUGAUCAUCAUGAUUCAUUCAUCGCCAAUAGUAUAAUUCUUGUAAUAAACGGCUACUUUCGAAAUAUAAUGAAGUAUGUUAUUGUAAUAAAAACAUUAAAUAAAAAUGAACUCAUUCUUUACUA